UUGGUGUGACUUGAAUGGAACGGGAAGUGCUUCGUUCAGCUUCGUACAGUUAUAAUCUGAAGUGGUUCGACGAAUUUACCCAGUUAAAAGACAGAUAGAUAAAAAAACAAAAAAUAAAUAAAUAAUAAAAAACAAUGGUUAGUGCGGAGAUACGGACAAGAAAGUUAUCCAGCAUCCUCAUGAACGCGGUCCUGCACUAGUGAUUCAACGGAAGGUGAAGGGAAAUCUGAUCUACCACUCCAAGGAUUCGGACUCGCACUGUUAAGGUGCGGUUUACAGUGAUUUGAAGAUUUUGUGUUACUGUCAGCAAUUUCACCAAUAUCAGAUAUAGACUAACCUAUAUUAAGUCAAGUCAGAAAUCUAUUUAAGUCAGACUUCAGAAGCAAGGGCUCACGUUUAUGAGGUUGCUCAUUGUUUCGAUGAACGUGACCACCCUUAGAAAUAAAAGGUAUUGUUUACCGAGUUUACCGGCGCCUCACGGGCUUAUGCAAUGCGAGACACGGACUCAAAUUAUUUGACAUUUCUGUGGCAAGCCAGUCCAUAUCAAAUUGUCAUUGAAUCAUAUCGAAUGAGGACAUGAUCGUUGAAACCGGAUACCUGCCGUGUCUCAAGAUUAAUAAUGAAGAGGUAAGAGGAGGCAUACCAACCACUGUGGCCACAUGCUGUUUUCUCCAAUCAAAAAAAGAGUUAUGACAGCUCAUGGCCUAUUGAACACAUUAGCACCUGUCACAUCGGUCCAGGCAAGGUCAUCGCUGCUUCCUCUCUUACUUCAUUCGACUGUUAAACAUUGAGUCCCGGCACUCUCCGCAUUCUACAAUGGAGAGCCUAAGUGAGCUUCAGAACCCUCUACUGGAUAAGAAUAGCAAGCAUAUGGUCAAGGCUGACUAUGGCUAUGGGGGCGACUUCCAGAGCAACCAGUAUCAGGAGAACAUUAUAAAUUACUUUGUGACUGGUGGAGGAGGUGGAGGUGGAGGGGUCGGUGGAGGUGGGGUUGGGGUCACAGGAGGAAAUGGCAAGGCGAAAGCCCAGCUACUGGACGCCACCUCACUACACCUAGCUGUGGAGGCAUUUUACAAGCCUAACUUCAUCCUUUACAAGGACGAUGGGAGCGGCAAGGGCAAGGAUUACAAAAACGAGUGCUGUGAGACCACCUUCAUGGAGAAGAAAGAGAAGGAAGUAAUGGUGGAGACCCCCACUACGGACGACCCACAAGCAAAACUGCUGGAUGAAAACAAUAUAAAAAUCCAGACGGUGUCGUACGAGGUAGAGGAAGAGGAAUAUGUAGAAUAUGAGACAGAUUGCUCCAGCGACAGUGAGAGUGAGGACAACUUCAUUGUCAUCCCUCCUCGUGAUCACCUGGGCCUUGCUAUCUUCUCCAUGCUCUGCUGCUUCUGGCCUCUGGGCAUUGCCGCUUUCUACUUUUCUCAGGGGACCAGCAAAGCCGUGACUAAAGGAGACUUCCCACUGGCUAGCAUUGCCUCAAGACGAGCCCUAUUCCUGGCCGCUCUCUCCAUCACCAUUGGGACCGGGGUAUACGUGGGCGUGGUGGUGGCCCUCAUUGCAUAUCUGUCCAAGCCAGGCCAAAUAUAGCAGGGCCAGGAAGGGGACUACAGGACUCCAUGAUAAUACACUACCGCCUGAACAUCUUUUUCUAAAUGUCGCUCUCAUUCUCAUCUCUCCCGCUGGACUGCCUGUCCACCCAAAUUAGAGAAAGGGAUGAAGCAGAAGACAAUGAACCGGAAGAACUGUGGAAUUUAUCACCUCAGUGAUUAUAUAUAAAUGUCACCACAUGUCACACCACAGCAGUUGCCCCACUGGAUAAAACAUUAACUUAAGUUUAGCUUAAGUCUGAGAGCUGUUCGGGUGAAGAAUACAAAUUAGAGAGACAAAUAAACAAUCCAAUUAACCAAACCCAAAGGGAAGCUAUUCCAAAGGACACCCAUAAGGAUCAAAAGAGACUAAGUGCCCUUGGAUUUAUUUUUCCCUUUCCAACUGUGCUUCAUUCCGAACCUUAAAGAGAAGCCAGUCUCUGUUCCUUUCUCAUUAUUUACUUAGUCUGUUAAACCCAGUCAAUGUGUGUGGCUCAAUUAAACCAGCGCUGCUGGAUACACCAACAGCUGUGGUCUUUACGAAAGAGCUCUGUUAAAACGGAUAGUAUACAGCAGGUAACGGCUAUGUUUCCUUAUCUGUUUGGAACAAAUGACACAGCUUUGUAUGUUAUAACAAGCAAAGGUGGAGUUCACUCUCAAGCCUAAGUGCUUAUGGUCUCAGUAUAGAACUACAAAAAUAAGAAUCAAAGACAAUGUAGUCCAGCUGUGUGAACUGAAAUUCAUCUGUGAAAUUCAGCUCCACUUUCACAUAACCUAUGCUGAUCUUUGUGCGGUUUUCUUUUGUUUAGGGCUCUACGCUUUUUGUUGUAAAUUCUAGUCUUUUGUUUUGUCCAAAGUCCAAAUCUGUCUUUUCCCAACACAGGCUAUGAGGUUUAUGUCAUGGUAGAAGAAAAGCCAAUAAGUAAACACAUGUGCUGAGAAUUCUGAGCAGUAGAAUGACAUCAAGAACAAGAAGCAUUUCUUUUAUAUCUGUAAGGAUCUUUGUUUGAAUUUACCAGUAUUUGAUGGUGUGAUUUCACACCCAAAUAUCUGAACUAAAAAUGAAUGCAAAGGUACUGAAUAUGAAACAACCUUAUACGAGACUUGUAUAGCUAUGUGUCCUCUUAGUCCCCAAAUGCAUUACCUAAUGUCUCUUAUGAUAUGAAGAUUCUUUUUAGACUUGAACAUGACUGAGAUGAACUGGCAAAACUCGAAACAGAUGUUGAGAAAAUGUACUUUGCUCAAAUUCUUAGAUGGACGUUUGAACAAAAAGGCAGGUUUUGGGCCUCAGAUUGAAUUGAUUAAUAAUGCAUUGCUUGUCUGUGGGCUUGUGGGCAAUGGUGCAUGAGAAUAAACUCACAGGGAAUAUAGUAUUAGGAGUUGACUGGUCCAUUGCAACACCAAUGGAGCUUGACUUUGGUGUAGUCAUCCACAUAAUAACUUCAAAACACACACACACACACACACACACACACACAAAUAGGGCUCAGGUGGCUGGGUGGUUUAAUAUUUGGUGUCUGGUUUGAAUCCCUGUGAUACAAGCCUUUGGAAGUUGGUAGAAAUUAAAUUGUAACCUCCUAAUUGCUUCAGCCCUCCCAUUUGGAUUUCUCACUUGCAGAUGGCAGGAUCUUGAAUAGCCUGGUUCUACACAAGUAAAAAAGAAGGUGGUACAAAGAGUAUAUGACUGACAUCAUGAUAAUUACAGGAUAGAGAUGUCUUGCUUUAACAUACCAAAAUGCUUUUUGAAUUCUGCUGGGACUAAUUUACAGGGACUUAAAGUGUGUGGAGAAUUGUUAAUUGAGAACUGAGUGCAAAAUGGUAUGCAAACUGUUAGUGGAUAUAACUGAUUGAUUUAAAAAAAAAAAAAAAAAAAAAAACUUUUUUUAUCUCAAAUAAAUUAAAAGCGAACAGAGAAAAAUUGCUUAGUAAAUUCUAUAGCUUUUUGCCAGUUGUGGAGUAAAUGGAAAGAAUAUGUUGGUGAGAAUGUAACCACUGAAUAACUGAGCUUUUAUUAGACAGGAGUGAGAAGUAAGUGUACUAUUGGUGAUUCUGUCGCUUAUGAAUAAUUCAUAAGUUCUGUAUGAACUAAUUACCCAUAAUACUCUGUAUAUGACACCAAAAGGAGAGCCUUAACAAUUAUUACUGCAAAAUGAAGAAUAAAAAAACUAUAAUAAAAUAUGGCCAUACCAGAACUUUUGACCAAAUGCUUGUCCAAAAUAAUUAUGCAGGUUUUUAUGCAAACACCCCACCCUGACCCUAUAUUUGAAUUUUUAAAGGUGAUCUCACCAAAUGCAAUGGAACUGUUUAAAAUAUCCUCUAAAUAUGUAUCUGAAUGUACAACAUGGUUUGCAAAAAUGUCAAUGUUCCAACAAAUAGACUUACAUGUAUGUGGAGAGGGAUGCAUGAAACGAAACACUGAACGAAACACCUCCCUCCCCUUAGAGCUUGUGAUUUACAGCACACAUUAGACCCGCUGGUUUUGUUGUGGUUCUUAGCAAAUGCAUUUCCAUUGCAACCACUGGAGCGUUUAAAGGCAACAUGGGACACUUGCAGUCUUUCUGCCCAGGUCAUGCAUUAGUCAUACCUGACAUUUAUGGUUCACAAUUAGCUUCCCAUAAUGUGUUUUCUGAGGAAGUAUCUAGUCUCUAGAGCAAAGCCAGAGCUAGCAAAACAGAAAAUAAUUUUUACGAAUAAGACUCUACUUUUAAUUCUUUUAAGCUAUUGCAGCUAGACAAAGCAUGAUAAAAUAAUAAAAUUAAUAUGUUGGUUACAAACUACAAAUUGACUGUCAUGAAUUGGCUUUCAAUGUCUCAACUGACCUCUUUUAUCAGUAACAUGAUACCAAUAAUAGUAUGAGACAGUUGUGAGAUAAGCCGCUCGCUCCCAACUGAAUCCAUGUUUUUCCUCAUGUGUUCGCGUCAUUUAAUUCUAAACGAACAGUGUCAGUGUCUGCCCUCCCUUGAUUGUGUAUCAGCCUGGCCCUUUUCUCCCCAUUUUACGUUUCCAUAGUGACUAGUCUUUCACAGAGAUCCAUUUUAUGCUAGUGCGUGCAGUUAAUAUGACCUACACUGUAUCAAUAGUGAGAGUAAAUGUGCAUUUUACCUUUGAUAGUUUUAAUUAUAAUCAGUUCUAUCUGCUUUUUUGUUUUGUAUUGUCCCUUAAUUUAGGGCUGUAUGGUUGGUAUCAAUCAACAAAUUGAAGAAAUCAGCUUCAAUUAAAACAAAAUGAGAAAGUAAAAGUGUUUAUACAAAAUGUCAGUGUUUUCUUAGUAUUGUGAUACUUUGAGUUUUUCUCAUUCAUCAAUUAGAAUAUGCUUGUAAGACAUUGACAACAAUGUAAAUACUGCAAAUUAAAGACAAGACACAGCAGUAUGAAAUAAAAGACA
Messenger RNA from Myxocyprinus asiaticus (Chinese sucker), 4974 nucleotides. Its product is annotated as synapse differentiation-inducing gene protein 1-like. The record is from RefSeq and is a predicted model, not a curated record. The transcript has 5 exons. NCBI's taxonomy places the organism in Eukaryota, Metazoa, Chordata, Actinopteri, Cypriniformes, Catostomidae. Gene Ontology annotation, cellular component: membrane; intracellular membrane-bounded organelle. Bases 817 to 1590 code for a protein of 257 amino acids.